This is a messenger RNA of Letharia columbiana, 2322 nucleotides long. RefSeq lists its product as uncharacterized. The coding region runs from base 1 to 2322 and encodes 773 amino acids. The record is from RefSeq and is a predicted model, not a curated record. The transcript has a single exon. NCBI's taxonomy places the organism in Eukaryota, Fungi, Ascomycota, Lecanoromycetes, Lecanorales, Parmeliaceae.
AUGUCGCCGGUAUCGGAGUUCGACGUUGCGUAUCUCCACCACACAUCUGGCACUUCUACUGGGCUACCCAAACCGAUCCCUCAGACUCAUCGUGCUGCCGUUGGAGUGCUUCCUACCUUCCAUAGCGGUCAUGACAAGGCAACAUUUACAACGACACCCCUCUACCACGGAGGCGUGGCGGACUGCUUUCGAGCAUGGACCAGUGGUGCAAUGAUUUGGCUUUUUCCAGGUGCAGACGUACCAAUUACUGCCUCCAACGCUCUGAAGUCCCUGGGCUGUGCUCGAAAGUCUGCAGAAACUCAUCAGACGCCAGAAGUCAAGUACUUCUCUUCCGUCCCAUAUGUCUUGCAAAUGCUGGCGGCGGAAGAUAAAGGGCUGUAUACGUUGAGGCAGAUGGGGCUCGUGGGAGUUGGUGGUGCUGCACUGCCUCAGGCUGUAGGUGAUGAUCUCGUCCAGAAGGGGGUAAAUCUAGUCUCUCGAUUUGGCAGUGCAGAGUGUGGUUUUCUCUUGUCUUCGCAUCGUGACUAUACAGCCGACAAAGAAUGGCAAUAUCUACGAAGCAACGCAUCACCGUACCUGAAAUUCAAGACGCAAGAAGACGGCUUAGCAGAAUUGGUCAUUCUUCCAUCCUGGCCUCACAUGGCGAAACGAAAUGGGGACGAUGGCUCUUACGCAACAGCGGAUCUUUUUGAACCGCACCCUACAAUUCCAAAAGCAUGGAAGUACCAUUCUCGAGCAGAUUCACAACUGACUUUGAUCACCGGGAAGAAAUUUGACCCUGCACCACUUGAAGAUGCAAUUUCUACGUCUCCACUAUUGAGUGAUGUGCUGAUAUUUGGCAAUGGCCAACAAAUCCCUGGCGCGUUAUUGUUCCGAGCUAUCAAGUCAGCUGAAAUGACGAAUGACGAGCUGCUCGAGGCUCUCUGGCCGUCUAUAGAAAGACUGAACGCAGAAAGCCAAGGUCAUACUAGGCUUUCCAAGUCAAUGCUGACGGUGAUGCCCAAUGAUGCUCCUGCCCUCGAGAAGAGUAGCAAGGGUACCAUCAUGCGCGGCCAAGCCGAGAAAAGGUACGUGUCAGAGAUCGCACGAGCCUACAGUAGCGGUCCCGAUGCAUCUGCGAAUGGUUUCCUCUCGUCGACCAAGGACGAAGUGGCAGACGACGAGGUGCCCACCGCUGUAUUACAAGUCAUCCAGCACGUUCUAGACACUUUCAGUCCCAUCCCAGCAGAAGGUGACCUGUUCUCCCUCGGCGUGGACUCUGUACAUUGUAUGCAAAUUAGGGCAUUGCUACAUAGCGAAAUCGUCCCAUCCUUUACCGCCCAGCUACCACUUAACGUGGUCUACGACUGCGGCACCAUCGAGAAACUCUCCAAAUACCUCAUCAACAUACGCAAAGGACAGAAGAUGGAGACAGAAGACGAGACCCAAAUGAUGCGAGAUCUAGUACAAGAGUACAGCAGCUUUAACAAUGAGUCUCUAAUCUCUGUAGUCCCCGCACAUUCAACUCCAACCAAUACCGCCACCUCCAGCGAAGUCGUAAUCCUCACUGGAGCUACCGGCGCACUCGGAGCCCACAUCCUCGCCCUCCUCCGAUCCUCCUCUCAGGUCUCCGAGAUCCACUGCCUCCUUCGGGCUGCAUCUCCCAUAGCUGCCAACGAACGAAUCUCCAAAUCGCUCCUAGCGCGCAACAAAGCCCCACUGGAUUCUACAUCAUCGAAAAUCACAUGCCACCCAUGCAAGCUCUCCGACCCAGCACUCGGGCUACCUUCCUCCACCUACAAAGACCUCGCUACACGGACCACUCUUGUCAUCCAUGCAGCAUGGGCUGUAAACUUCAGCACGCGCCUCUCCAGCUUUGUAAAAGAUCAUAUCGCCGGUCUUCGCAACCUCAUCAACUUCGCCCUUGCAUCUGGAAAGACAAACCUCCCGCGCUUCGUCUUCUGCUCAUCCACAGCCAGCGUGCUUGGACCACAUUGUAACUCACCGAUCGCCGAACGCAUCUCCCAUGACCCCUUGUCCGCUUCGCCACUAGGCUACUCCCGCUCGAAAUGGGUCGCGGAAUCGAUAUGCGAGCAAGCGCAUCUCCACACGCGACUGAAACAUUGCGUAACAGUCUUACGGCUUAGGUCAGCUCUGCGGCGAUACAGAAAGCGGGAUCUGGAACGUUACAGAAGCAUGGCCUCUGAUGCUCAGCAGCGUAAAACUUACAGGAAGCUUACCCCUAUUAAAAGGAGAGCGAUUAAGCUGGUUGCCCGUCGACGUAGCCGCAGAAGCAGUCCUAAAUGUCGCGCUAGCUGGAACACAGACACUCAAGAGUGCUGA